AUACCAGUGGCGCCACCGGUGGAAAAACGCCCAAGUUCUUGCGAUUCGUUUAUUGACUUUGAAAUCGUAAAUUGAAACUUGUUUGUAUUAAAAAAGUGAUACCAUAUAUAUUUUUGUAUCGUGAAUGUCAUCAUCUCAUAUAACCAUCAUUUUCACUUCAAUAAAUGUUCACGUUUAUUUUAUAUUAAAAUAAUAACAAUGGAUACGAACAUAUAACCUUAAAUUAUUAUGCAUAUUUUGUUUUGAGUCUGUACAAAAUUACAACACAAUUCAAUUUUAUUUACAUAGGUCAUCAUGGAAGUGCUGAAGGAAUGUUCAGCAUACUUAAGCAAUUACGAAGUUCUGGAUAUUUUGCAAAAUAUGAAAGCAAAUAAGAAGCAAAAAAUGAAGCAAAAUCACUUAGCAACUAUAACUUAUCAGACUAUAAGAUAUUUAGAAGAGACUCCUUGUAAAAGACAAUCACCUGAAAAAAUUAAAUACUUUUUGAAUGCAAUGCAACCUUUCAAAUUAACAAAAUGCGAAAAAUUAACUCUUCUAAAUGUGUGCCCUAGAACACCUCUUGAAAUACAACUGAUCGUGGAAGAUAGCGAAGAUCGUUUGAACGACGAAGAGGUAGAGUCUUUACUUCAAGUGAUAUCAAAUUUCUUAGGCGACGACGAGCAAGAUGACAAAGACGGGUAAUAUGUUUUUACUUCCUUAGCUUCAUAAAUCUUUUAAAAAUAUUUUGUGUUAUGUACAUUUUAUUCAUAAUAAACAUGGAAAUAGUAUAAUAUUAAAUACAA
This is a messenger RNA of Hylaeus volcanicus, 782 nucleotides long. RefSeq names its product DNA-directed RNA polymerase III subunit RPC9 (gene crcp). Lineage: Eukaryota; Metazoa; Arthropoda; Insecta; Hymenoptera; Colletidae. The transcript is spliced from 3 exons. Gene Ontology annotation, molecular function: nucleotide binding. The record is from RefSeq and is a predicted model, not a curated record. Gene Ontology annotation, cellular component: RNA polymerase III complex. The coding region runs from base 295 to 681 and encodes 128 amino acids. Gene Ontology annotation, biological process: transcription initiation at RNA polymerase III promoter.